Molecule: messenger RNA, 201 nt
Organism: Cotesia congregata
Lineage: Eukaryota; Metazoa; Arthropoda; Insecta; Hymenoptera; Braconidae
Source: the annotation of a GenBank genome assembly
AUGAUUAUAGAAAGAAAGAAUAAAAACGGUUUAUUGACACUCGAGGCUUACGGAAUUAAUAAAACUCGGCUUUAUCGGCAAAGAGCCUUUUUGAAACGUUUUUUUUCUGUCAGUUUUGUCAAGAAAAAAAAAGAGAACCCUUCAAAAAUUCCCCCUCUCAUAAGAGGUGGACCGCCUAACAAUUCCUCCUUUUCAGCGUGA